Messenger RNA from Leishmania braziliensis MHOM/BR/75/M2904, 594 nucleotides. RefSeq lists its product as hypothetical. The transcript has a single exon. NCBI's taxonomy places the organism in Eukaryota, Euglenozoa, Kinetoplastea, Trypanosomatida, Trypanosomatidae. The record is from RefSeq and is a predicted model, not a curated record. Gene Ontology annotation, cellular component: Golgi apparatus. Bases 1 to 594 code for a protein of 197 amino acids.
AUGACGGACUUCGCUGACAUUCAAAAGAUGGGGCGGCCACGCAAGAUAAAGGAGAUUGCCGGGCGGCUCAACCUGAACAUCCCCUACUACUCCUCCAACUACGUUGAAAUCUUCUACGCUGUCACGAUGCCGCUCCUUCUCCUGUACAACAAGCCCUUCUUCAUUGUAACCUUUCUAACCAUAGUGGUAAUCCACUCCAUCCGAAUGCACAAGAAGAAGACGCACACGUACGGCGAUAGCGUGGUGGUGUUGGGCCGACCGAUCAGCUACCGAAACCUGGGCCACCUCCUCGUGUUCGCCUUGGUGAUGCUGCUCUUCUUCAACGGAUUGCGCACUCUGAUGUGGGUUCUCCUGCUGAACUUCUGCAUCAUUGUUCCACAUGCACUGAUACGCAAGCCCACGUACUUUGAUGACGAGGACCUCGAGAAGUGCCGGCCAAAGAUGGCACAGUAUGCGAUCUGUCUGAUUAUUCUGGUGCUAGCCUACUUGGAGGGUGAUACGUCCCACGACGAGGAAGCAGAAAACCGGCGAGCCGUAGAGCGGGAACGAAAGCGAAUGGCACAGGUACUGGCGAAGCGCGAGUCAACGGGCUAA